Messenger RNA from Hyaena hyaena (striped hyena), 1386 nucleotides. RefSeq names its product CTD small phosphatase 2 (gene CTDSP2). Lineage: Eukaryota; Metazoa; Chordata; Mammalia; Carnivora; Hyaenidae. Gene Ontology annotation, molecular function: RNA polymerase II CTD heptapeptide repeat phosphatase activity. The record is from RefSeq and is a predicted model, not a curated record. The transcript is spliced from 8 exons. Bases 342 to 1157 code for a protein of 271 amino acids.
GGAGGGGGGAGCCUGGAAACCGCCCCGUGUCCCAUUUCCUCCUCUUGUUUUCGCUCCGGAUUCUCCAUGUUGGACCCAAACUGAGGAGCCCGGAGCUGCUGCCGGGGGAUCGGGGCCGGGGGGAACCGGGGGAGCCGCUGCCCGGGCCGCCCGCCCUCCAUACAGGCCGCCUCCCUUCCCGGCCCAGGGAGGAAACGAGAGCAGGGAUGUGAACAGCUGUGGGAGUCCGAGUCUCGGGAGCCGGAGCCGGAGCGGGCCCCCGCCCAGGCCCCCCAGCCCAGCCCAGCCUGAGCGCCCGCCGGUCCUCCCGCCCAGCCAGCCCGGGCCCGCGGGAUUGUUAGAUGGAACACGGCUCCAUCAUCACCCAGGCGCGGAGGGAAGACGCCCUGGUGCUCACCAAACAAGGCCUGGUCUCCAAGUCCUCUCCUAAGAAACCUCGUGGACGGAACAUCUUCAAGGCCUUUUUCUGCUGUUUUCGCCCCCAGCAUGUUGGCCAGUCCAGCUCCUCCACUGAGCUCUCCGCAUACAAGGAGGAAGCCAACACCAUUGCUAAGUCCGAUCUGCUCCACUGUCUCCAGUACCAGUUUUAUCAGAUCCCGGGGACCUGCCUGCUCCCAGAGGUGACAGAGGAAGAUCAAGGAAGGAUCUGCGUGGUCAUCGACUUGGAUGAAACCCUUGUGCAUAGCUCCUUUAAGCCAAUCAUCAACGCCGACUUCAUAGUGCCUGUAGAGAUUGAGGGGACCACUCACCAGGUAUAUGUGCUCAAGAGGCCUUACGUGGACGAGUUCCUGAGGCGAAUGGGGGAGCUCUUCGAAUGUGUUCUCUUCACUGCCAGCCUGGCCAAGUACGCCGACCCAGUGACGGACCUGCUGGACAGGUGCGGGGUGUUCCGGGCCCGCCUGUUCCGGGAGUCCUGCGUGUUCCACCAAGGCUGCUACGUCAAGGACCUCAGCCGCCUGGGAAGGGACCUGAGGAAAACCCUCAUUCUGGACAACUCGCCCGCUUCGUACAUCUUCCACCCAGAGAACGCAGUGCCCGUGCAGUCUUGGUUUGAUGACAUGGCAGACACUGAGCUGCUAAACCUGAUCCCAAUCUUUGAGGAGUUGAGCGGAGCAGAGGAUGUCUACACCAGCCUCGGGCAGCUGCGGGCCCCUUAGCCUUCCCUGCUUCCGAGCAAUGGCCAUCCCAGUAGGGGACUUGCCUACACUGUGCCUUUAUGAUCAGCCUGCCAGAGCGGAAGCCGGAGCAUCUCACCCAGCUGGGCCUGGGAGUAGAAGUGGUUGGAAAGGGCUUUAGGACAGGAUAGAUGCCAAGCAGGCACGUCCCGGACCGACAGCGCCUAGAGCCGCCUGCUCCCUGAGUUGGGUUCCCAAAUGUGAGUGUGUG